This is a messenger RNA of Lasiosphaeria miniovina, 924 nucleotides long. Its product is annotated as ribosomal protein L1-like protein. The coding region runs from base 1 to 924 and encodes 307 amino acids. Gene Ontology annotation, molecular function: structural constituent of ribosome. The transcript has 2 exons. Gene Ontology annotation, cellular component: mitochondrial large ribosomal subunit. Lineage: Eukaryota; Fungi; Ascomycota; Sordariomycetes; Sordariales; Lasiosphaeriaceae. The record is from RefSeq and is a predicted model, not a curated record.
AUGGCCUCGACAACCCAAUGCCUCGCCUCGCUGGCAAGGCUCAGUCUGCGGGCUCCCGCAAGGCCGAUGGCAAUUUCCACAAUACCCAACUUCCUGUUGCCGUCGGUCGCGACACCACUGGUUCGAUAUGCCUCCAAGAAGUCAUCAGGUGGAAACAACAACAUGCGGAAGCGCGUGGUGAAGAAGAAGAAGGCGUAUAAGACAUUUCGCUCCUAUGAUAUGACUAAUAUGGACCAGUACUCUCUCUGCGAUGCCAUGAGAUAUCUCCGCGCCUUCGAAGUCGGAAGCCCGCCUACCAGCGUCAAAUACGAGGUCGCCGUCAAGUUGAAGACACAAAAGAACGGCCCCGUCCUGCGAAAUCGCAUUCGCUUGCCGUUCCCGGUCAAGACCGACACGCGUAUCGCCGUCAUCUGCCCCGAGGACAGCCCCCUAGCCUUGGAGGCGCAGCAGCUCGGUGCUGUAGCAGUCGGCGAGGAGAGUCUAUUCGAGGCUAUCCGGCAGGGCAACAUCCAGUUCAACAAGCUGAUCUGCCACAAGGAAAGCGAGGCGGCGCUCAAGAAGGCGAACGUGGGCAAGCUGCUGGGUCCCAAGGGAUUGAUGCCUAGCGCCAAGACCAAGACGUUGACGACAGAUCUCAAAGGGACGAUGCAGGAGAUGAUUGGCGCGGACGAGUUCAGGGAAAGGAACGGCGUGGUGCGGCUGGCCAUUGGCCAGCUCGGCUUCACGCCGCAAAUGCUAUCCGACAACCUCAAGGCAUUCAUGGGACAGGUCAAGACGGAUAUGAACCAGAUUGACGACUCGCAUGUCAAGCUGCUCGAUGAGGUCGUGCUGAGCUCUACCAGCGGGCCUGGGUUCAGCUUGAAUGGCAAGUUCAACCCCUCAGGCGAGAGCCUCGAGAUUGGGGACCUCGAGUCUGUCAUGUAA